AUGUCCGAAGAAGGUAUAGUAAAUACCAAAUUUCGAAUUCUUGAGUUACUAUUGGAAUUUGAUGAAUCUGAGCUUGAUGUGUUUGAACAUUGGAUUAUAUCACAUACAUAUAGAAAAGAUCUGAAAUAUAAAAAAUUACUGCAGAAAGAGGAAAAGCAACUUAUCAAAAUAGGAAAUUCCUUGAAAAAAUUAGUUCCUUUUGAAGGUGAAAUGCCAUCUGAAAAUAUUGUACCUCCUAGCAUUGGAGAUCAGGCAGAUUGCAACAAUAUUAACACCUGCCAUGUAGAUGAAUUUUUAUAUGAUGAGCAUGAAACUGAAGAUUUGGUUAAACAUGGUAAACUAAUAAAACAGUUCUGUCUAGAUUGCAAUUCACGAAAUGUUAAGGAUCUGAUUUUCAUUUCACAUUCAAUGUCAAGACAAACUAUUCAAUACAUAUUCAAAGUUCUACUUCCGAAAGAUUUGGAUGAUAAACAAUUAUUGGAUGUUGGUUCCAGAAUAGGGGCAGUAAUUUUUGGUGCUUAUUACUUUUCAAAUCUCUCUACCAUAAUUGGCAUUGAAAUGAAUAAAGAAUGUUGUGAUAUCCAAGAUAAAAUUAUAGGUCAAUUUUCAAUGGACAUGAAUAGAAUCAAAGUUAUACAUUCAGAUGUAAUGGAUAGAAGUGAUGCAGUUCUUCAUGGGCGUCCAUGCAAAAUACAUUUGGAUCCAGCUAUUGCUGCUGCUGGAGAAGGGCCUGCUAUUAUGAUGCCAUGGCAAGGUGAUGCCAAUAAUAUGAUUGACCGUUUUGAUGUAAGAGCACAUCUCGACUACAUCUCAGAUAUAAAAAACCCAGAUAUACCACCUGAAGAGCUAGGCCAAGAAGAGAGACAAUGCAAUUAUGAGAGAUACAGAAUUCUUGCACAAAAUGUGUUUCUUGGGAUAAGUGAGGAUAAAUUCUUACAACAGCUAGCAUUAGAAGAACAAUUUGGAGUUACUAUUGAUGAAAAGGAAACACAAAAAGAGAAGUUGAGUGAGAAAAAAGGGACUGGUGCUGCUAUAGGCUACAAUUAUAAUGAUCCCGGAGCACAACCAUCUUGCUCUAAUGGCCCAGAGGUUAAGAAAGUUGAAGUGAAAGAUUCCGAUGAUGAUUCUGAUCUGGAAAUUAUUGAUGUUGAUUUAAGCAUUGAUGUUAACAAGAUGGAGGCAUCACAGGCGCACGAGCUGAACGCGGUGGGUCCGCUGUUCGGGAUGGCCGGGUGCGAUCUGUUCUCGUUCCUCACGGGCGACGCGGACGACGCCGAGCACCAGAAACAGCUGUUGCGCGAGGAGAAGGAGAAGGCGAUGUUCUCCGGCAGGAAGAGCAGGAGGGAGCGACGCGCGCAUCGCGACAAGAAGUUGGCUUCGCGCGUCGUCAGCCCGCCGAGCUACGCGGCGCCGGCCGUCCGCACCCGCUUCUCGUCGCGCUCCCCGUCUCACUCGCGCUCGCUAUCUCGCUCUCGCUCACAGAGCCGAAGCGCCUCGCCCGACGCCGACAACAUACAGUUCAUCACCUCGUUCGGUGGAGACGAAGAUGACGUUAAACCCGCAAAAAACCAGAAGACCCUUUAUGCGGAUAAGUUGAAACAUAAUUUAAAGAAGACGGAACUUUACGCGGAAGUAGCUCGUAAGAAACUUAGAGAGGUACCAGCAAAGAACCUGGGGAGAGCAAGUUCACCGCAGCACGAAGAUAGAUUUCCGCGUCCGCAAUUGGCACCACGAGGGCGCAAUUCCGUAUCGAAAACGAGGUCUUAUUCCCGUUCGCGCUCUCGCUCGCGGUCGCGAUCGAGGUUGAGGUCGAAGUCGCGUUCGCGCUCGUGGCGAAGGUCACGCUCAAGGUCAAAGUCGCGCUCAAGGUCGAGGUCGAAGUCGAAGUCUCGCUCUGGCACCUCGAGGUCACGCUCCUCCAGCUCUUACAGGAGAUCCCACUCAAGGUCAAGGUCGCGCUCGAGGUCGAGGUCCCGCACCGCCAGGAGUAGACGCUCCCGUAGCCCCUCCAACAGCACCAGUGGACCGUCGCGUCGCAACAAAUCGAGAUCGAUGUCGUGCGACAGCAAUGACAAAGGCAGCCAGAGCAAGCCGGUCGUGCCACGCUACUACGGGCGCCGGAAAGAGGACAGGUCUUCCAGCGAACUCUCCGUCGACUCGGAUUCUAGUGACACUGACGACGAAAAAAAUAAAUCAUCGGUGGGCAAUAAGUCAAACACAAACCAGAAUCAGUUACGAUUGUCUGGAUCCAGCACCAAAGGCCCAUCACGAGAAACUCUUACACUAAAGGAGAAAUUAAAGAGGAAAAUGCAGGCUCAAUUAUCAAAGCAAUUGCGCGCAGACAAGCGGGCUGAGGCGGAGCGACAGGAGCGGGAGAGCCGGCGACAGGCUCGUCGCGACGAGGAGAUGCGCGAACUUGUCAUCAAGCUGCGACGCAAGCAACGUGAAAUGCGCCAUCAGCAAAAUCGACGCUCCAGCGAUGAUAAUUCCGAUAGGAGCGAUAGCGGAUCUUCGUCGAGACAAUCGCCAACAGGGGAGAGGAGGAAAGAGAACAGGAGCCGCUCGAAAUCGUCUUCGCCCAAACAGAAACGCGUGCCGGUUUGGGAGGCGAGCGAAUCGCCCCCACAAAGGCUGAGGAUCCAAGAGACUGGUGAUAACUCCCACUACCAGAGCAACCAGCGGAGGCGAUACCCGGACAGUUCGGAUGGCUACUACAACAGAGACGACAGGAGAUACGAGGAGGAGAGGCCUCAGAGCAACCCGAAUCAUUCGACAGAUACCGAGACCGCUACGAGCAGGGUUACGAUAAUAAGUGGGAACAGCACAGUGGCGGGAAGAAGAGGCCGUUCAACUCCCGUGGGGGAUUUAAAAGUCAACCUUACAAAGGUGAAGGUCAACCUUACAAAGGUGAAGGUCAACCUUACAAAGGUGAAGGUCAACCCUACAAAGGUGAAGGUCAACCUUACAAAGGUGGACCCCACCAAAGUCAUGGAGAAGUUUCAACGCCUUGGCAUUCGCAAAACAGGCAACAAGACGACGAUAAGCGCACGGGAAGUUAUUCCAAGGGAAAAGUUAAACUUGUCGAUUAUUAAU
Iphiclides podalirius (scarce swallowtail) is the source of this 3093-nucleotide messenger RNA. NCBI's taxonomy places the organism in Eukaryota, Metazoa, Arthropoda, Insecta, Lepidoptera, Papilionidae. The record is from the annotation of a GenBank genome assembly.